GACAGUAAAUAAAUAGGUUGGGUUAGAUGAAUUAAUAUGUGAUGUCAAUUUGAUUUUAAUGUCUCAAUUGUAUGAUAAAUUUGAAAGAAGUUUGACUAUUUAUCGAGUGAUAUUUUAAGUAAUAUAUUGCAAAAAUUCAAAAAUGAGUACGAACGCUGAAAGAGUUAAGGAAGAAAUUGAAGCAUUGGAAGCAAUAUUUAUGGAUGAUAUUUCCAUAAGUUAUGAUGAAAAGGGAAAUGCAGAGGGAAUUAAGAUGACGAUAUUUCCUUCUACAGCUAAUGAUACAGGUAAACAAUAUGUUUGUUUGACACUGGAAGUUUCAUUACCAAAAUUAUAUCCUGAUUGUGAACCCAAAAUUGAGUUGAAAAACCCCAGAGGAUUGGAUGAUUCAGUAUUUGAUAAUUUAUACAUUGCUUUGAAAAAUAAAUGCUUGGAAUAUUCUGGCCAGCCAGUCAUUUAUGAGUUAAUAGAGCUAGUCAGAGAAAAUUUGACAGAAAGUAAUUUACCUACUUGUCAAUGUGCUGUAUGUUUAUACGGCUUCUGUGAAGGGGACGAUUUCACUAAAACACAGUGCUUUCAUUAUUUUCAUUCAUUCUGUCUAGCUAAGCAUUUAUUAAUAACUGAAAAACAUUACAAAGAGGAACAAGAAAAGUUACCACCGUGGCAAAGGAGUACCAAAGGUUUUCAGGCUGUUUGCCCAGUAUGUCGUGAAGCAAUAAACUGUGAUGUAGAUGAUCUCAAGAAAGCUGUUGCUCCAAGACAAUUAGAAGAUGCUCAACAUUUUUCAGUCAGUAGCGAAUUGAGAAUACUCCAAGCUAAGAUGCAAGAACUUUUUUCAUAUCAAAAGAGUAGAGGUGGUAUUAUUGACAUAGAGGAGGAGGAAAAUAAACACCUGCUCAUAACUAAUUCAUCUGAGGACUCUUCACAGAGUGAUGAUCCAGGACCCAGUUUUGGACCAGUCGACAAUACUCCAAGGACGAACCCAAUUGAUCGAAAAAUGAAAAAACAUACGAAUUCUAGGUGACCCAAACUACUAACUGAAAUUUCAAACCAAAUUUUUCCAUAUUUAUUUGUAAUAUAAUGGUAACUAGAUGUGCUGUAUGAAAUAAAAAAAAUUUAGAGAUU
Molecule: messenger RNA, 1125 nt
Organism: Harmonia axyridis
Lineage: Eukaryota; Metazoa; Arthropoda; Insecta; Coleoptera; Coccinellidae
Product: E3 ubiquitin-protein ligase RNF25
Exons: 6
Coding region: 143-1024 (293 amino acids)
Biological process (GO): protein ubiquitination
Cellular component (GO): nucleus
Molecular function (GO): ubiquitin protein ligase activity; protein binding
Source: RefSeq, a predicted model, not a curated record